GCAGGUUUGUGUUUAUGUUGCUAUAACAACACUAGUACUUACUGAGUGUGCGCUCUUUUCGCAACAAACCGAACACUUCUUCGCGUAAUUUGAGCAGCGUACAAGAUGCCACCCAAAAAGAAAAGUGCAGAUAAAAAACCAGCAAAGCCAAAGACGCCAACGCUGAUAAAUGGCCUCACCAAGGAUGAGAUGUCCAAGGAGCAGCUGGAGGAGCACAUUAUGCGUCUUCGAGAGGAGCUGGAUAGAGAGCGGGAAGAGAGAAACUACUUUCAGUUGGAGAGGGACAAGAUCCACAGCUUUUGGGAAAUCACAGAUAGAAAACAGAAGGAGGUCGACUCUGAGCUGCAAAAGGUAGAAAAAGACGUAGAAGAAAAUGAGGCCCGUCACCAAUUAGAUGUUAAGGUGUACAAGCAGAAGAUCAAGCACCUCCAGCAUGAACACCUGAACGAUAUUGCUGAACUGAAUGCAGACUCUUUGGCGUCCAGUGAGCUGAUGGAGAAAGAGCAAGAACACCUAGAGGAAGAGCUUCGUAAGACAAUUACGAGGGUGGACAUCCAAGAGAUCAACUUUGAACACACCGAGAAGGAACUUGAACUGAAACAUGGUGAAGAACUGACCACAAGAAGCGACCACCUGGAGAAACAACUCGCAGAAAUUACAGCCUCGUUUGAGAAGAAGGUGCAGGCGCUACGACAAGAUCUGGACAACAUCAGGAAAAGUGAGAUCGGCGAAAGAGAAAACCACUGGAACAGCCACAUUGCCACUCUUAAACAAGAUCACGAUGAAACCUACCGCAGCGCUGAGGAAUUUGUCAUUAUCAUGAAAAGGGACGCGGACACGCUCACUCAGCUCAAGGGAGAAAUUAAUGAAACAAAGAAGAAACAAAAGAGCAUGAAACUGGAGGUGGUCACUGUUUUGAAGGAGAACAAACAUCUUGCUGAGCUUAUCUCAAAGAUCAAGGAAGAAAACUAUAAAAUUGCCAAGAAACUGAAACACUACUCAGGAAAUAAGGAUGUAAUUGGAAACAUCAAAAGAAAAAAGCUGAAAGAUCUGAAAGCGGAGCAUGAGGUGUUGGAACAGAAAUUCAGCGAGCUCCAACUGGAAAGGGAUGAACUUCGCAAGGCUUUCACUGAGAGUGUUGAGAAGGCGCAGCAUAACGGAGACAUAGAGAACAUGGUGCUGGAAAAGAAGCUGCAGGCUCUGACAGAGAGCCUGGAGGAGACGGAGGCUCAGCUCAGCGCGGUGCUUUCAGCCUCCAACAUGGACCAAACAGCCCUCAGUAGCCUCAUAAAGAAAACUGAGGCACAUAUUGACUCCAAAAAUACUGCCAUCAGGACCCUACAGCACAAAAUAAAUCAAAUUUCUGUGGUCCGCAAGCAUUUGCUGCUGCACACUGAGGUAAAGGCAAAGGCUCUUGGUGUUCCUGUGGAAGAGCUCCUGUGUAAUUCCCAAUGAGAGUAAUCCUCAUGGUAAAAAUGUGGAGCAGCACUUGGAUUAAAGUGAGAAGCAAUGAUUCCAAAGACUGGAACACUUACAUUUCAUUUACAUCUUUUCUUUAAUCUACCUUUAAUGCUCAUAUGACUUUAAGUAGUAAAGAUAUAUAAAAAUAAAAAUUAAAAAUGGGAUCUCUUAAUUUGGAGAAAAAAAAAAAGUUGUGUUGUGUGUUGUUUUAGACUAAAGGGUAUGUCAUGCCUCUAUCCGUAGCAUCCUGUCACACCAACCCUCAGCAUGCCCUCCUUCAUGACCUCAUGAAUUUUCUCUCCUUUACUCCUGUGUGUCAUCUCCAUAUUUGACAUCCUUUGUCCAGUAUGCCCUCUCUAAAGGGAGCAGCUGAAAGAUGAAGAUACUUCAUUGGAUUUGUCAGGUGUUUUGAAUUACAGCCAAUAGGUGUCGCUAUUCACUUAAUUCAUCGCUGUGUCUCAGAUGGUGUCAUGGUCACAGAUGUUGACAUGCCUUCACUCUUUCUCUCCUCAUCUUCUCUGUCUGACGCUCUCUGUCAUGGGAACGAGACUCCUACCAGCAGUGGGCAUGGUUACCCAAGACUCCCGCUGGUGCACCUGUUUCUUAUCAACACCCACCUGCAGUAUUUAACCACUGUUAUUCCCACAUUGCCAGAUUGCUAAGCUAUAUCAUGUGGCAGUGUCACUGAGGCCUCUUCUAGUAGAUUUUUUGGUACUUACCUUGUUUAUCCUCUUCCAUCCAGAUUGGGUGUGUGAGCCUGCCUAGCUCCUGGUUUCUCCUGCCUGUCCCCCUCUGGCUUUACUGAGGAAUACUCACAUAAGUCUAGACCUGUGGAAAACAGGAAAUUCUUAUGUGAAUCAACGUCAAUCUUUCUGAACGAGAACCCUGCAGAAAACUGAGCAGUUCAAGCAUGCCGCAGUAACUGAACUCUAUCCUGUGUAAAGAGUAAACUUGACCAUUAGAUUGCUGACCUGGGACCUUCCCUUGAACAUUAUUCAUCUUUAAUUCCUGAACUUGCUGCAGAUGUUGUUACUGUAUCUUGAAGUUGUUCAUUAAAGUUGUUAAAAUUCUU
Messenger RNA from Oreochromis niloticus (Nile tilapia), 2533 nucleotides. RefSeq names its product dynein regulatory complex subunit 4 (gene drc4). Gene Ontology annotation, biological process: flagellated sperm motility. Lineage: Eukaryota; Metazoa; Chordata; Actinopteri; Cichliformes; Cichlidae. The transcript has 11 exons. Gene Ontology annotation, molecular function: small GTPase binding; microtubule binding. The record is from RefSeq and is a predicted model, not a curated record. The coding region runs from base 106 to 1455 and encodes 449 amino acids. Gene Ontology annotation, cellular component: motile cilium; Golgi apparatus; microtubule.